GGACUCACACUACUAUCAUCUCAGAAUCCUUGUAUACUCUUUUAGCCAGUCGAUCUCGGCAUUUCACUUCCUUGUCUUCAUCUUUCACCACGGCAAGAAACAUCAAACAAAAUGCAACUCUCUGUCUCCGCCAUUCUCACUGUUCUCGCUGCCACUGCGGCUGCUCUCCCCACCGAGAAGGUUCUGCAGAAGAGAGAUACUAUCUCGGCCACCCCUCAUGUUGAGUACUCUAGCUCCGUUGGAGUCCUUGGAUGCAAGAUCGACACCAACCGUGUGGCCUACUGGCCCAUGAGCGUCGGCUGUGACAACAUGUGUGUCAAGGUCAGCCACCAAGGCCGCUCCCUUCACCUUCUGCGCGUCGACCAGUCCGGAGGUGCCUAUGACAUGAGUUAUGAUGCCUGGAACACCCUCGUCACCGGCAAGAACGCUACUGUUGACCCCACCAUGGGCGGCGGUGUCGAGAUGGAGUACGAGAGCGUUGGCAUGGACGAGUGCGCUCACCUUCUCAAGAACUCUGACGGCAAGCUCGCGUUCUCGGCCGCCAAUAGCAUGAACUUCAUUGCUUCCUGCAUCAGCGAGCCCAAAAGCUGGGUUGCUAAGAACUACGGUCUCUGGAACAUCUACAACUCCAUCUGCACUAACGGUGUUGAUGAGCAGUGCUCUCUUGACUUGAGCGUUAGCAACCAACCUUCUUGCGGCAGCAGCAUUCUUGGUAUCAACACCCCUCUGAGCGGACAGAACGUCACAAACAUUGCCUACGGUAGUGGCAAACUCGUUGCCGCUGUAUAGGUGAUCCGCAGUCUUGUGAAGCCCGAAGAUUCAUGACUCCUGGUUCUUGACAACCAUUUUCGCUUCAAGUCAUUCAUUUACACCCAUUUCUUCCCAUUCGACUGUCUUGAAGACAGCAGCAACUUUCUUUCCUUUUCUUAUCAUUUACGUCCACCAGAAGCGCCUGCAUGCAGGCUGCGCAGCAUGGGUUGGACUUUCUAGACACGAUUUUGAGACGCUUUUACGAGUUAACAAAAGAAACGGAGAGUUAUGUACGAAGAAGAAUCAGAAG
This is a messenger RNA of Aureobasidium subglaciale EXF-2481, 1060 nucleotides long. RefSeq lists its product as uncharacterized. The record is from RefSeq and is a predicted model, not a curated record. The coding region runs from base 112 to 789 and encodes 225 amino acids. The transcript has a single exon. NCBI's taxonomy places the organism in Eukaryota, Fungi, Ascomycota, Dothideomycetes, Dothideales, Saccotheciaceae.